CUGUGAAGGAAGUUGCAUCGCCAUAACAACACAACUUGAACACAAAAAAGAACAUGAAGAGAAGAAAGAGAAUGAUCAUCUUGUCGGAGGACUUUGAAAGGCUUGUUCUACGCGCUGGACGUGUCAUCGAAAGGGCUCUAUCUAAGAAUGUCGACAUCUACAUAGAUUACAUUGGAGGUGUUGGUGAUUAUGAAGAGUCAAACGAUGAGAGGACACAUGCUAGGUUGUCAUUGAAUCGAGCUUUCUACGAAGACCGAUGGUCUAAGAAUCGAUGCAUCACUUCAAUGGAUUAGUCACCACAUUUUCCUGAACUGGUUGUUGCUUUGUAUCACAAUAAUGAGGUUUGCAUUUGUAUUGUAUACUACGAUUCUACCUAAAACCCAUUACAAAA
Messenger RNA from Episyrphus balteatus (marmalade hoverfly), 391 nucleotides. Its product is annotated as cytoplasmic dynein 1 intermediate chain-like. The record is from RefSeq and is a predicted model, not a curated record. The transcript has 2 exons. Lineage: Eukaryota; Metazoa; Arthropoda; Insecta; Diptera; Syrphidae. The coding region runs from base 54 to 293 and encodes 79 amino acids.